Acanthosepion pharaonis is the source of this 648-nucleotide messenger RNA. The record is from the annotation of a GenBank genome assembly. Lineage: Eukaryota; Metazoa; Mollusca; Cephalopoda; Sepiida; Sepiidae.
AUGGCCGCCAGAAACAGUGUCGAUUGCCUCCUCCUGCGGGCUAGCUGUCGCACACCAGUCGAUGAGUCAGCAUUUUUUCCGCUGCUUGAACCUCUUGUUCAAUAUCUUUGGGAGCUGUUCACGCCCUUGUCUCAACGCACCGAGUUGGCCAUUAUGUUCUUAAAUCUAUCUAUCUAUCUAUCUAUCUAUCUAUCUAUCUAUCUAUCUAUCUAUCUAUCUUGUUCUGUUCAUCAUCUAUCUAUCUAUCUAUCUAUCUAUCUUGUUCUGUUCAUUAUCUAUCUAUCUAUCUAUCUAUCUAUCUAUCUAUCUAUCUAUCUAUCUUGUUCUGUUCAUCAUCUAUCUAUCUAUCUUGUUCUGUUCAUUAUCUAUCUAUCUAUCUAUCUAUCUAUCUAUCUAUCUAUCUAUCUAUGUUGUUUACGAUGCAUCUAUCUAUCUAUCUAUCUAUCAUUAUUCCUAUCUUUCGAGAAAAAGCAAACAUUUGGUUACAACUCUUAUCUAUCUAUCUAUCUAUCUAUCUAUCUAUCUAUCUAUCUAUCUAUCUAUCUAUCUAUCUAUCUACCGUUACAACCCUAUCUUUAUCCUAAUUUGAUUCUAUCUAUCUAUCUAUCUUUCUAUCUAUCUAUCUAUCUAUCUAUGUUGUAUAUUUAG